Sceloporus undulatus (fence lizard) is the source of this 2919-nucleotide messenger RNA. It is a transcript of the gene SHARPIN, whose product is annotated as SHANK associated RH domain interactor. Gene Ontology annotation, cellular component: LUBAC complex. Bases 48 to 2213 code for a protein of 721 amino acids. Lineage: Eukaryota; Metazoa; Chordata; Lepidosauria; Squamata; Phrynosomatidae. The transcript is spliced from 14 exons. Gene Ontology annotation, molecular function: ubiquitin-protein transferase activity; ubiquitin binding; metal ion binding. Gene Ontology annotation, biological process: protein linear polyubiquitination; positive regulation of canonical NF-kappaB signal transduction; proteasome-mediated ubiquitin-dependent protein catabolic process. The record is from RefSeq and is a predicted model, not a curated record.
CCAGGAAGAGCGGCGGCCGCUUCCGGUGGGAGUCGUCGGCGAAUGCGAUGGCGGCUCCUUCUCCAGUGGCUCCGUCGUCGGUUCUGGCCUCCGCCCGGGCCUGGCUCCCUCGCCCGCCGCCUUCGUCUCCGUCUCUCCCCGAGGCCUCCGCUUCUUCCCCUUCUCUUCCUCCUUCCGGCCGGGAAUCAUGGCAGCCUCUCCCUCGGCGGCGUCUCCUGCGGCUGCAGCUCAGCGCGGCGCCCGGCCCGGAGCGCUUCCGGCUCGGACUGAGGGCAGGGCCCGAGUCGGGGCCGGAGCCGGAGCCGAGCAUUGUCGAGUACAGCCUCAAAGAGAUUUCCUAUGAGGUGAAGACGGCCACAUGUCAUGAGCUGAAGGUCUUAACCCGCCCAGAUGACCCCUUGGUCUUUCACUUUGAGGACGAGCAGGAGGCACAGAAAUGGUGGUCGGUCAUCAGCAGUUCCAUCUGGGAGGUUCAAAAAGCUGCUGAGAACACCAACAUACUCACCGGACGGCUCCUUCCCCAUCCCUCUGCUGCUAUGAACUCUCUGCCUGUGUCAGAACCGGACGCCUCUCUGACCUUACAGCUUGCAGGCAAAGAAGAGCUGGCGCUCCGUCUAUCUGCAGCUGUUGAGGUUGGUGACGAGGUGGAGGCCGUGCGAUGGGCCACGGCGCUCGCUCAACAGCGCAUCCCCCUGCGUGUCCUGCUGAAGGAGUCCUGCUACCCCACCAGUGAGAUCAGGUGUGGGCACGGUGGUAUGAAGGUACAAGUGGAAGACGCUGAGUGCUCAGCUAACAUCACCAUCCGUGUCCACACUUACACCACGAUUGCAGCACUCAGGCAGCAGGUCUUUCAGCAUUAUGGGUUCCACCCCACCGUCCAGUGCUGGAUUAUUGGGCAGUGCCUCUGUGUAGAUGACCGAACAGUCGGCUCUUAUGGAAUCCGGAAGGAUGGAGACACUGCCUUUCUCUAUCUCCUCUCGGCCAAGGGCGCUAACCUCUCAGAGCAGCGCUACAAGGAGGAUAAGGACUGGGUGGUCCUGCAGGUGGCUCCCUCCCCACUAGCCGAUACCUCUGAUGUCCGGCGCAAGUACAGCACAUUGCCUAACCCCCCGCCAAAGAAAGCAGGUAUGAAAGAUGGCAAGAAGAAGAUGGAUAUUGGGGAGAUCAGUCAGUUCCUGGGAUCUCUGCAGCUUGGCAAUCUUCUUCCUGGCCAUGCCCAGGCCCCUCAGCCCUCCAUGGCUGCUCCACCGUCUCCUGCACCGGAUGGCUGGUCCUGUCCCACCUGCACAUUCAUCAACAAGCCCACUCGCCCCGGCUGUGAGAUGUGCAGCACUGACCGCCCUGCCAGCUACGUGGUUCCCGGGAGCUACCAACCAGACGAGACAGAGCUGUGGCGGAUGCAGCAGGAGAAGGAGGGGAUCUUGCAGUACCAGAAGGUGCUGGAGCAGGAACGGCUGCAGAACUUCCAGCAGCUCCGUCAGUUGGACGAAGAGGCCCUGGUGCCCAACCAGGAGGAGAUCGAGUGCCGCAUCUGCUACCUGGAGGUGGAGCCGGGUGAAGGGGUGCUGCUCCGCGAGUGUCUGCACAGCUUCUGCAGGGACUGCCUGCGCCAGCUGAUCAACUGCACCGAGGAGCCGCAGGUGCCUUGCCCCUUCCGGGACGACGCCUACGCCUGCAACAGCCACCUCCAGGACAGGGAGAUCAAGGCGCUGGUGUCUCAGGACGAGUAUGACCGGUUCCUGAAGCGGCGCCUGGCGGUGGCGGAGAGCCGGGCCCAGAACAGCUACCACUGCCAGACGGCCGACUGCCUGGGCUGGUGCAUCUAUGAGGACGACGUCAACGAGUUCCGCUGCCCCAUCUGCUGGGCGCUGAACUGCCUCGUUUGCAAGACUAUUCAUGAGGGCAUGAACUGCAAGCAGUACCAGGACGAGCUGCAGUUCCAGGCCCAAAGUGAUGCCGCUGCCCGGGAAACCAGCAAUAUGCUCAAGGCGCUGGUGCAGCUGGGCAAGGCCAUGCACUGCCCCGUGUGUCGCAUUGUGGUCCAGAAGAAGGGCGGCUGCGACUGGCUCCGUUGCCCUGUCUGCCAGACAGAGAUCUGCUGGGUGACCAAAGGGCCACGCUGGGGUCCUGGGGGCCCCGGAGACACCAGCGGAGGCUGCCAGUGCAACACGGACGGGGAGAGGUGCCACCCGAAUUGCCAGAACUGCCACUGAGGGCCUGGCUGAAGAAGAGACAGUAGGUUGGACAAGAUGGGGCAAGCCCCCCAGGAGGAUUCAAGAGGCUUUUGCUGAGCGGAGGGCCUGCUGCCCUGAAGAUCUCCGGUGCCAGCCAGGAAUGGAGUUUAUUUUGGGGAGGGGGUGCAGGGAGAGGCCUCAGCGUGGCAAGUUGCUGCCCCAGGUAACUCCCACCCUUGCUUUUUAUUCCCCACGCAAGACUUUUAACUAUUCAGUGGAAGAAAGCAUACUUCCUCCCAAAGUUUUAUGGCCGAGGCGGCUUGUCCUCCUGCCUUUUCCCUAUGAUUUGCUGACAGACUCCUGCAUCUACCUCAGAGGGCUGAUAGGAACACUCUCGCACCUGAAGGAAGGCACUGUGCCUUAACCCCGCCAGCAGGCUGAGAGUGAGAGGGCGAGUGCCCAAGGUCUUCUUCCGCACCUUUCCCUACCCUCUGUGCCUUUGAACACUGUCCCUGUGCAUCGUCCACUCCCACCCCUCACCUCUGUUGCCAAAAACUGCAACGUCCCUCAGCCCACUACUUGCUGGGGGGGGUGUCACCUUUAACUGACCAUCCGGGGCUGGGCAGCAGGAGGCGGCCGGUGGGGCUUGGAGGGAGUGAGGUCAGCACCAGGGAGGAGCUCUGGAGACGUGUGACUGCGCAGGAUAGGAGCGUGACCCUCCCUCAAUAAAAGGAGGAGUAACCAC